AUGUCUCAUUCCAGCGGUCAAGAAGUCUACGGCGUUUACGUUCUUAAGCCAUUUGGCUAUGAACGAGAACGCCAUGAAGAUGAUCCAGAGGAUCCUCAUAUGCUCCUCUAUUUCAGAGACCCGGACAAGCCAAGGAAAGCAGCAAACAAGUACAAUGUGGCCAUCAACGUCAAGUCGAAAGGGUCACCCUCUGAACUCGUGUACGUUCUCAAAGAUCCUUUUGAACAUCAAGAAACAAUUCGGAAGCUUGAAGCUUUGGAACCGGGCUUUCACGCCGCCAACAGCAGCCUGUUCCUGGACUAUGAACGUACUCUGGGCCUUGUCGAUAUCGAGCAUGGCACUAUGCUACCCCACGAUGUACCUGGCCAGGACAAUGACUUACUCGAUGAGCUGGAGCCGAUUGUGCACUCUGCUAUCCGCAAUCAAGCACAAGUGUACAUUUUUGGAUUCCGAUAUCGCGAUGGAAAGGGAAUACACAAAGUACACAUGAAUCAGGGGUCUGUCGGGUCUUUCGGAGAUCAAAACGGAGUCAAGACUGACGGUGCGAUCAUCAUUCGCGACCAAGAUGAGUGGAAGGCUGUGUUCUUGGCCUUUGCGAGUCAAAAGACGCCUACUGAUGAUCAUAGUGGACAACCAAGGCAUGGUGCGCGUAGCUUGAAGGAUCAGGUCGCAUAG
Exophiala bonariae is the source of this 675-nucleotide messenger RNA. RefSeq lists its product as uncharacterized. The record is from RefSeq and is a predicted model, not a curated record. The transcript has a single exon. The coding region runs from base 1 to 675 and encodes 224 amino acids. NCBI's taxonomy places the organism in Eukaryota, Fungi, Ascomycota, Eurotiomycetes, Chaetothyriales, Herpotrichiellaceae.